AUGGCUCCGAAGAAGAAGCCUGCCACGCUGCAGAAGAAACCUGCAUGUGCAGGGGUGCAGCAGAAGCCCGCCGCUGCAGAAGCUGCAGCACCGCAGGCCCGCCAAAGUGUUACCACAGCCUUGUCCGAUUUGUCUGUGACGCCACCGGAGCCGAAUGAUCAGUGGCAGCACAUGCUUACUGGACGUGCAGACUUUGGCCUUCCCAGGCCCUUGGUAGUGGGGUUGCCAUGUGCAGGUAUAGAUGCUGCAGGGCCUGCAAUGAAGCAUUUGGCUGGGCUUGGUCUGCGGUUUGCCACCAACAAUGUCUAUGAUCUCGAAGACAGAUAUCGUGAUCAUUUGGAAACACAUCUGGGCCCUCACAUGGCAACGGGUUCUGUGCUUCACUUGGGGUCCAAGGAUGGCAAUAUCCUUGACGUCUCGCCGGCUCAGAUAGAGCGACCUUGCGAUGUGGUGAUCAGCGGGCCGCCGUGCCCGCCAUGGGCGGGCAACGGCUCCAAGAAGGGCCAGGAAGAUGCCAGAUCUCACGUCUUCGUGAAGAUCCUUCAGAUAUGCAUUUUGCUCAUCAAGUGCAAUGAGCUGAAGGUGUGCGUCUUGGAGAAUGUCAAGGGCGUGCUGCAUGCACCGAAGGGGCAAACCUCCUUUAUGGAGAAGCUUCUGAAAGUACUGUCGAAGGAGGCCCCGGAGUUUCUGUGGAGCUACACUGUUCUGAGCGCGGAAGCUUAUGGGCUUCCUCAGCAAAGGACACGAGUUUUCCUUCGUGGCUUGAGGGCCUGCUUCGGGCCCAUUCCGGACGCAUGGCCAGGAACAGGGCGGCGAGACUUGAGGGAGUUCCUCGCUCCGGGUCUUGCGUGCGUGGAUGAAGAGAACUUGACGGACAAUAUGCGUCGUAAUUUGCAGGCUGCGGAAACCAGGUUGGUGAAGAUGGUGACAGAAGGCAAAGUGGUUCCUACAGACAUCAUCGUGCUGCCAUUGGACCGAUCGGAACAUGGUGUGUUCAACGUGCAUGUUUGCAUCAAUGUAACACCCACGCUCCUGACGGGCAACCGAUACUUAUUCUGCAUGUCUUGUGACAUUGAGAAGCCGCGGCAGCACCGCGAGUUUUGCCGAUUCCUUCAUCCGAGUGAACGUAUGACGCUGCAGGGAUUUCCGAGCACAUUGAUGCAAGACGCCCCUGCAACCGUGAGGGUUCCAUUGAUCCUUGCCGUCCUUGCUCCGUGCGUGGAGCAGCUCGCACACGGGGAUUUGACGACUGCUUCCCUGCAGCCAAUCCACCAGGGUGAGGCCGCAGCCCUUCGCUUUGGAGACUGCAUGGCACAGAUGGCUCAUGAAGAAGCAGCUGUGUCUUCAGGGAUGAAGAGGCCGGCAGCUGCUAUUGCCGCAGCUGGGGCGGCGAAGCUUCGUGGCAUGAUGAGUUCAAGCGGCUUGUCCCUGGCAAAGGAUUGCCCUUGCAAGAAGUUGCGUGCCAUGGCGGAGGAUCGCUUCCAGCAGAUGCUGCAGUUCUUGAAGACAUUGCAAGCAUCGUUGCCCGCCAACUCGCCGCAAGAAGCAUUGCAGCAGACGCAUGGCAGGAUGAUCGACGGCUGUCUCCGGGAUUUAUCCCAAGGCCCAGGCAUAACAAUGCCUAAAGCCACCGACAUGCUGCAGCAAUUGCAAGCUUCAUCUUUGCCUGACGAGAUGAAGGCCAGAAUUGUGGAAACAAUUCAGGCCAAGGUCUCUUCGCCAGAUGAUGCGACGCCGCCUGAGAAGUGUAAGCGGCAGACUGCGGAGACGCAGCGUUGCCGCUACAUGUACAACUUCUUCACUGCGGAAGACUGGGAGACCUUCCUGGGAACAGGAAGCUUCGACGUGAAGAUGCACACUUGUGCCAGACGUUUGAGUUUGUUGGGUCUGACAAACCCAACCGAGCCUACAUCGGUGAUGGGUUUGGCCAUCUUGCUGCUGAGCAGCCACAAAGGGAGUGCUGCUGACUUGACACUGCAGCCCGGCCAAACCAUGAAGAAACUUGAAGAUCUCAAGUCUGCGAUCAAGAGAUGUGCGAAGCGGUCUGCCCACUCAGGGCUUGCGAUCUACCCGGAAACUCCGCAGGAGCUUGCGGAGCCUCUUUUCCGCAAAACCUACCGAGAGGCGGAGCCUGUGCCGUGCAAGCUUCAAGUAGAAGAUGUUGUGAUGUUGGCGGACACGCUGCCAGCUCGAAAGUCCCACGGGUCGGUGAACAUGGCUCGUGGCCGCCGCGACGGCCCUUUCAAGCAGGACCUGCCCCUACAGAACUUGAUGGCGAUGGGGAGAAUGCUGCUGCAUCAACAGCAGAUGGCAAUGGAUUCCUAUGGGCAGUCUGGCUGCGACUUCACCUAUCUGCAGCCACGCAAGAAGGCAAAGCUGCAGCUGGAAGAUGCAGCUGAGCAAUCGCCAGCGAGGUUGGCCUUGCCACCCCCGCAGGAAGCAUCCGCCAAGGGACUGGCGGAGGAGGCCGACGCUGCAGAUGAGGCCAAGCCAUCCCUGCCAGCUUCUGGCAGCAAGACUGCUGUGCAGCGGCUUGCUUUGCCGCCGCCGCAGGAAGAAGUGGACAUUGAUGGUAUGGCGGCAGAAGUGCAGCAGCACUUGGCUGACAAGAAAGCAGGAGCCGUCACGCGGAAGGACUUGCCAGCGGAUGACAAGAAGCCUCCUGCAAAAGCCAAGGCCAAAGCGAAAGCCAAGGCAAAGGCUUCCGCUUCGUCAAAGUCCAAGGUGGACGUUGCCAAGAUGCUGCCGACGAAAGGAACGACUUCCCCAAAGCAGCCGGUACAAGUGGGCUGUGUGAGGGUGUUCACCUGCUGCAACAGCUCCAACUGGAGGGUCAAGGUCGUGGGGGAAAAGAAGGACAAGGCCUUCUCUUGGAAGGUGGACAAGGACGCGGAGAACACCACCGGUGACAAUGGGGGCCCAGGACCUCAGCAGGCGCCAUUCGUGUGCUACCACGACAAGAUCCCCGAGGACUACGAGCACGUGAAUGGUUUCGCCCAGGGCCCCGAGACCGAGAGCGCCACCGAGGCAGCAUUGAGCAUCAUGGGUGCUGGUGCUGGCCUCACUACUCAGGAGGCAGUGAGCCAAGGACUGUGCGUCGUUGAUGGCGGAGCGACACAAACAGUCGGCAGCGUGGCAGCAGUGGAGGCGAUCUUGGCGAUGAAUAAGAAGAAGCAUGGCAGCAAUCGCCUGACGGCAGUGAACACCUCAGAUCCUCCAACAUUUUCCUUUGGAAAUUCGACAGAAAACAAAUGCCUCAGCACAGCUUCCUUGAAGGUAUCGGCCGGAGGAAAUCCCGGCGAGCUGAGGAUCCACACGUUAGACCAUGGGCAAAGCCCAGUUUUGCUGAGUGUGGAGGCGCUCCGGAAUUUAGGAGCCAUCAUAGAUUUCAAGGCCGACUUGGUAGCCUUUCGCCAUCUUGAUGUGAACCGUAUCAUUCCCCUAGGCCGUAGCAAGACGGGUCAUCAGUUGCUGCCGCUGACUGACGACUGGAUGGCAAAUGCUUGUGCUACCACGAGGCCAGUUCCGAGCCUCACCGAAUUCCUGAGGGAACUGAAGUGGUUAGUGAGGGUUAUGGUGAGGGUGCCGUUGAUUAUGAACCUUCGGAUGUACCAGUGGGAACCAGAGGAUGGCAAGAUGAGCAUGUUCCGGAUUGCAGCGAUCCUGGCUCUGAAACAAGCUGUCCUGCAGGACCUCCCAAUCUUUCGUGCUGCCAUGGACAAAUUGACCAAGCCGGAGCUGAUUCUCCACCUCCGUGCCCUGGGCGAGACACCGCCCGAGGAGUGGACCCGUCUAGAACUUCGCCAGCGUCUGUCGGACCUAGCGGAGCAAGGCGAGGUGGCCAUCGAGACCUCCAAGACGAUGAAGACUCCGUUGCAGAACGCGGUGGCCGAGCUCAACCGCGCCAGCAGUCGCAAGGCAACGCUGGUGAACUACGUGCAAGAGACCUACGGCAUGAAGGUGGGAACCAACGACACCAUUGCUAUCAUCCAAAAGAAUUGCAUGUCGCACAUGAUCCGCACCAUCGAGGGGCACGACAACGAUCGCAUGGGGUUUGGGAAACACUCCCAGAAGACCUACCUCGAGGUUUUGGAGACCGACGAGAACUAUUGUCAGUGGGCCAAGCAGACAGCUACCGAGACCGGCUGCUCGAUCUACCUCCAGCGGUUCGUGACGUGGAUGAACAAUCGGGCAACUACGGAGGUCAAGAAGAAGUUGGUCAUCGCCAAGAAGAAGACUUCGAAGAUGGGCGAGGGCUAUCCGGAGAUCACGCCCAAGGCCAAGGCGAUCAUCCCAAAACAUCAACCUUCCACGACGGCGAGUGCGAGCUCUACGGAUGUUGCGGUGGCUCAGCUGGCCCAGAUGGUGGCGACACUGACCGAAGAGGUGAAGUCGCUCAAGGAGGGCCAGCCCGAGAAGCCCCGCAAGGUGACGGUGCGCGAUCAGGACAUGCCGAACCAGGAUGAUACUAUCACACCACAAGAAGCUCUUGCGGAAGCAGUGGUGGUUUUCAACCAAAAGGAUCUGAUCCGUGGAUUCUCCCCGGCUCAGCACGUUCUGGGACAGGCGCCGGACAAUGCCGGGCGCUUCCAAUCGGGAUGUCAACAGGUGCCCCCAGGGCUGUUAGUGGAGGAUCCUGCGGGCGACUUCGAGAGAUCAGUCCAGAGACGUCUGGAGGCAGAAAAAUGUCUCCUGGAAUGGCAGGCCCGACAACGCCUGUCUCGGGCAACCAACUCGAAGCACAGGCCCUGCUACGACUACGUGCCCGGCGAGCUCGUCUACUACUGGAGGACUCAGGACUCCAAUAAGGGACGAAGACAGCCGGGUGGGAAGCAUGGUCGGUUCUUGGGCCCAGCCAGAGUAUUGGCUACAGAAUCACGCCGUGAUCCAUCAGGAGAUAUUUUACGGGGAGGAGCCAUUUGGUUGGUUAAGGGUCGUAGUCUCUUGAAGUGCAGCCCAGAGCAAUUGCGACGAGCCUCAGAACGCGAGGAAAUGAUCGAGACACUUGCCGCCAAGGAGGGGCAAGCUACACCUUGGACAUUUCAUUCUGUGGCAGCCAGCAUCGGAGGCAAUCGCUUUGAGGAUCUUACAGGAGACCUUCCCGAUCUCCGAGAGUGGAGGCGAGCGCAGGACUGCCAACCUCUCAAGGAGAGGAAGAUCCCGAGUUACUCCCAGAACAAGGCGGCCGCCGUCGCACUGGAGAUCAGCUUUCCGGACACCCAGAGAGGUAUAAAGAAGGCUUUUCAGGAUCUUCCAGCCUAUUUCGUGGGUAGCUUGAAACGACGCGCAAUUGAGCUUUCAGAAAAGAGAAUGACGCCAGAGGAACGUGAUGCUUUUAACAGCGCCAAGGCCGUGGAGGUCCAAAACUUUGUGGCUUCAAAAGCUUUCGAGGCUCUUCCAGACCACUUGAAACCAGAUGCUUCACAGGCCAUUGGGAUGCGUUGGAUACUUACAUGGAAGCUGAAAGAAGACGGCAGCCGAAAGGCUAAGGCCAGAGCAGUGCUUUUGGGAUAUCAAGACGGAGCUUAUGAACAUCGUGCUACCACAAGCCCUGUCAUGACUCGACAAACCAGACAGUUACUGCUACAACUUUCAGCUUGGAAGCGAUGGCGAGUGCAGAAAGGAGACGUCACAGGAGCUUUUCUUCAGAGUCGCCAGUAUCCAGACGAGUUGUUUUGCAUUCCGUGUCCAGAGAUCUGCCGUGCAUUAGACCUGCCGGAGGGCUCGGUAACUCGAGUCAAGAAAGCAUGCUACGGAUUGGUGGACGCGCCACUGGAGUGGUAUCGUUCAAAAACGGGGAACUCAGGGGAAUCGUCAGUGGCCAUGUGGAUGAUUUCCUGUUUGGCGGAAAAGAUGGGGAUCCUUUGUGGGAGGGAGGCUACGGUCCAGGCCAUCAAGGAUAGGUUUAAAUGGGGGGACUGGGAACAAAACAAGUUUACUCAGUGUGGUGUUGUUGUUGAGCAAACCUCUAGUGGCUUUGAGCUUUCCCAACCGCACUACCUUGAUAGUUUGCACGAGAUAGGAGUGAACGCCUCCCGAAAGAAAGACAAAUCCCAGCCCACAACCGACAAGGAGAAAAGCCAAUUGCGAGCACUCCUAGGAGGAAUCAGUUGGCACGCCCAACAGGUCGCGCCUUACCUGGCGGCAGAAGUAGGGUUGCUCCUAACCGAGGUUACGAGGAGCAGCGUGGACACGAUCAUCCGGGCCAACAUGUUGCUGGCCGCCGCAAAGAGCAAGCAGCACUACCGCAUGAAGAUCCAUGCCUUCGAUGAGGACCAGGAGUUGGUGCUCAUCGCGUGGGUCGACGCGGCGAAUGGCAACAGGAUGGAUGGAGGAUCCACCCAAGGGAUUCUGCUGGGAAUGAGCACGUCAGACAUGUUCAAGGGCAGUGUGCAGCCCGUCAGUCCAGUGGGCUGGCACUCGCAGCGGAUUGACAGGACCUGCCGGUCCCCAGGGGCCGCGGAGGCCCAAGCGGCCGUGAAUGGAGAAGACCACCUACAUGCUGCGCGAUACCAGUGGAGCGAGAUCUUGUACGGCGGGGUGAACCUGUCUGCCCCUGAUGAGACAGUCCGUAAGACCCAAGGGUGCGUGGUGACGGACAGCCGGAACGUCUACGAUAAGUUGGAGACAGAGGUCAUGGUCAUCAAGGGCGCGGAGAAGCGGACAAGCCUGGAACUCCUAUCUUUGAAGGAGGCCCAGGCCAACACGAAUGUGUGCAUCAGAUGGGUGCAUAGCGAGGCGCAGUUGGCCAACACCUUGACGAAGAGCAGAGGAGGCCGAGAGUACGACCUCUUUGACAAGAUGGGCCACACCUGGCGCUUGGUGGAGGAUGAGAAGAUGAUGUCAGCUAGACGACGGAAGGAGCUCGGGCUCCGUCCUCUAGAGAACACUGGGAAAUCCGAAGUUUCAUACGAGGGUGAAGCGUGA
Molecule: messenger RNA, 6927 nt
Organism: Symbiodinium sp. CCMP2592
Lineage: Eukaryota; Dinophyceae; Suessiales; Symbiodiniaceae
Source: the annotation of a GenBank genome assembly